This is a messenger RNA of Astrephomene gubernaculifera, 1520 nucleotides long. The record is from the annotation of a GenBank genome assembly. NCBI's taxonomy places the organism in Eukaryota, Viridiplantae, Chlorophyta, Chlorophyceae, Chlamydomonadales, Astrephomenaceae.
AUACAAACCAUUGAGCGUUACAAGCACAUGGAGGCACAAUGCAAAUUCGGAGCGAGCAUGUAACUGCCUGAGUCAUAUUGCAAUACUUGCAUGAGCGCAUUGCCUAUUAGUUAGUAGUACGAUUUAAAGGGAUUGAUAUUGAAGAGCUUCGAGCUUAGUUGCUGUGGCAAUGGAUAUCGACGGUGAGGGGGCAUCGUCGGCUCCACGCCUUCGGAUAUUUAUUAGCAGCGCAGCGCAGAAUGCAAAUCGGCGACAAGCGCUGCGGAAAAGCUGGUUCCGGUACCUCGCGGAUCCGUCAAUCCAGUCCAGCGUCUCGGUCUGUUUCGUGUUAUCAAAGGACUCAGAAUCGGAGGAGUUGGCGCAAGAGCAGGCACAACACGGUGAUCUGGUUUUAGUGAACGCGCCCCCUGGGUACCACAACUUAUGGAGGAAGGCGUUGGUCUUCCUCGCCUGGUUGGAGGAGCGGAGCAGCAGCGGGGGUGGAAGCGACUCGUACGACUUUGUAAUGCACGCCGACGACGACAGCUUUCUCCGGCUGGACCUUCUCGUCCCUCUCAUGGCCGGCUGGCCUCGGCAGCGCUUCUACUGGGGCUACAUCUGGGACGGCACGGGCAACCGCGUGACGGCGCCCAUCCGCAACCCCGCCAACAAGUCCCACAUGCCGCAGGAGCAGUAUCCGCUGGACUACUACCCUCCCUUCGCCAGCGGCUGCGGCUUCGUGCUGUCACGAGACCUGGUGCGGGCGCUGCUGGCGCAGCCGCUGCCGGACUAUCGCCUGCUGGACCCGCCCUUCGGCAUCCACCUGUGCGGCCCGCCCGAGCUCUGUGUGCUGCCGGACGGCCCGGUGACCCCGCUGCACGACGACCGCGUGCGGCCCUACCGCCCCCUGCCCACCUUCCGCCCGGACACACUGGUGCAGCACUACCUGCGGCCCGAGGAGAUGCGACCCUUCUACCAGCAGGCCCUGGAGGCAGCCAGCGGCGAUGCAGCCCCAGCAGCGGGCCCCAGCAGCCAGCAGGACACCUCCUCGAGCAGUGCACCUGCGGAACUGUACAACACGCUCGUGUCGCUGGGGCUGCUACGACGGUGAUGAUGAGGUGCCACCUUGCCGGUUUAAACAGCGGUUGCUGUGCGCUUGUGCUGCCCCUCGGGUUGGUUGUACUGCCCCACGGGUUGCAAAGUACGCAUGGCGGCGUAAGGCCCAUGGACAUGAAGUGCGGCAGACCUGGCACCCCAACAGCAACAACAUCAGCAAUGACCGUGCAAUGACCACACAAGUCACCUCAAUGGGCCCGACACAAUGGGCCCAGCAUGCAGCAACAAAGGCCUUCUGGUUGGACCUGGUAUGCGCUCCUACCUGCGGCGGCCCACGGAAACAAGACACCCUAUCUUAAGGCCAUGGGCCCUAACACCACUACCACAUUCAUCUCCCUCGUGCUUGGCAACUGCUGCUUGGCACACGCCACGCACCCUGUAACAAGAUAAUGGAUAACACCUGGAUCACCUUUCACCUAUGCAAG